Molecule: messenger RNA, 2598 nt
Organism: Cuscuta campestris
Lineage: Eukaryota; Viridiplantae; Streptophyta; Magnoliopsida; Solanales; Convolvulaceae
Source: the annotation of a GenBank genome assembly
GCAUGUUCGUUUGCAUCUGAAUCAUAAAAAAAAAACCACAGUCAUUCAUUCAGUCAAAACUGCUCAAAAAACCCUAUUCUCACCUCAAUUCACACUUCUCCCCAGGAAAUUCUGCUUCUUCCUCAUCCGCACCUCCGGGUGUGGAUUCAGAGCUCAUGGCGAUUCUGUAAUUCGAUCUGUGAAAAUUCCAUUUCGGCUCUGUUCCUCCAUCCGGAAUUCCUACAUUUCGGCUCUGGGUUCCUGCUGGACAGUUUGCUGUUCAUCCACGCCCAGGAAUUUCAAUUUGUACGUUACUUUUAAGUAGGAGGCAGUUCAAUGGACACCAGUUCUGGGGAAGACACAGAUAUAAGUGAUUCUGAGAUACAGGAGUAUGAAGAGAAAUCAUACGAAGAAUUGAAAAGCGGGCGCCGUUCCAUCAAGGUAUCAGAUGAAGUCUACAGCUGCCCUUUUUGCUCAAGGAAAAGAAAGCGGGAUUUUGCAUUCAGCGAUCUCUUGCAGCAUGCAAAUGGAAUUGGCACUUGUAAUUCAAAGAAACGAACCCCAAGGGACAAGGCUAACCACCUUGCAUUGGCAAAGUACCUGCAAAAUGAUGCUGCAGUUUCUGCUGGCCAAUCAAAAUCAAAAGAGAAGGUCCAAGCAGAUGCUUUAGCAGAUUGUGACCGUGAUGAAAUGUUUGUUUGGCCAUGGAUUGGGAUUGUUGUGAACCUUCCCAAGCAAUUGAAGGAGGGACGUUUUGUGGGGGAGAGCGGUUCUAAAUUGAGGGAUCAGUACAUAAGGAGAGGCUUCAACCCAACAAGAGUGCGCCCUUUAUGGAAUUACCAGGGGCAUUCCGGAACCGCCCUUGUUGAGUUUCACAAAGAUUGGUCAGGGUUCAGUAAUGCUAUGUCGUUCGACAAGGCUUAUGAGGCAGACCAUCACGGAAAGAGGGACUGGCUAACCGAUAAUGGUGGGAAAAAAUCUGACCUAUAUGCCUGGGUGGCUAGGGCAGAUGACUAUAAUGCAAAUAACAUUGUUGGUGAAAACCUGAGAAGAAUUGGAGACCUUAGAACUGUUUCUGAUAUAAUUGAGGAGGAGGCUCGGAAGGCAAGCAAGCUUGUGUCUAAUUUGACUAAUGUCAUUGAAGAGAAAAACCUGCAUUUGAAGGAGAUGGAGAGCAAGUUUCAGGAGACAUCUGAGUCUCUUAGCAUAUUGAUUAUAGAGAAGGAUAAACUUCAUCAUGCUUAUAAUGAAGAGAUAAAAAAGAUACAGUCAAGUGCUCGUGAUCAUCUGCAGAGGAUAUUUAAUGACCACGAGAGGCAAAAGUUGCAACUGGAAACUCAAAAGAAACAGCUUGAGAGCCGGGGUGCAGAGCUGGAGAAACGUGAGGCUCGAAAUGAAAUUGAUCGGAAGAAGCUCAACGAAGAGCUUGAACAGAAUGCUAAACUAAACAGUUCAAUUUCUGCUGCAACCGAAGAGCAAAGAAGGGCUGAUGAAAAAAUGAUGAAAUUAGCAGAAGAGCAAAAGAGGCAAAAAGAAGAACUUCACAGAAAAAUUAUUUCACUGGAGCAACGACUAGAUGCAAAACAGGCAGCUGAGCUGGAAAUCCAGCAAUUGAGAGGGAAGUUAAAUGUGAUGAGGCAUAUGGGCGAUGAGGGUGAUCAGGAAAUUCUUGAGAAGGUGGAUGAACUGAUAAAGAGUAUAAGGGAAAAGGAAGAAGAGCUUGAAGCUGUUGAAGCUCUAAACCAAACUCUAGUUGUUAAGGAGCUAAAGAGCAAUGAUGAGCUACAAGAGGCUCGAAAAGAGUUGAUCAAUGGGCUGAAAGAAUAUCCAAGAACUUGUGCUAUUGGAGUGAAGCGAAUGGGAGAACUUGACUCCCGACCGUUUCAUGAAGCAAUGAGGAAGAAGUAUGGCGAAUCUGAAGCCGAUGAUAGGGCUACUGAACUGUGUUCAUUAUGGGAGGAGUACCUUAGAGAUCCAGAAUGGCAUCCAAUCAAAGUUGUGUCUGUUGACGGGCAACAGAAUAAACACAUGUCUGUAAUAGAUGAAGAAGACGAGAAACUGAAGGAGUUGAAGAAAAACUAUGGGGAAGAGGUGUGCAAGGCGGUCACGAAUGCACUGAUUGAGGUCAACGAAUACAACCCGAGCGGGAGGUACAUAACGUCCGAGCUUUGGAACUACGCAAAAGGCAAGAAAGCCGAGCUCAAGGAAGGUGUUGAUGUGCUUCUCACACUCUGGAAAAAGAAGAGAGCCACUGAAGGGUUCUGAAUGUGCCCUCCUCCUCACACCCACCACAUAUAUACCACCACCAGAGAGCUCUCUUUGAACUCAUUAAGUUAAGUUUAUUUAACCCUUCUUCCAUGGAUUGAUGAAUCAAUAAAAUUUCCCAGUGUUUGUAAAAUUUAUGGAUUUUAUUUUAACUUUUUAUUUUUUAAAAGCAUGGAUUUAGUUUGCAUGGUUGGAAUGUCUAAAUAAGACUCCUGUUUUCCCCCUUUAGGUCUUAUUGUAUUCGUGGGAUGGAUCUCUCUGGGUCGGAUGUAGACUUCUCACUUCUUCUUUUUUAGUUCGUUCUGAAAAUUAUGUAACAUUAUAGUUCUUUAAACAGAUCAUUAUUAUGCGAUU